This is a messenger RNA of Acanthoscelides obtectus, 1368 nucleotides long. NCBI's taxonomy places the organism in Eukaryota, Metazoa, Arthropoda, Insecta, Coleoptera, Chrysomelidae. The record is from the annotation of a GenBank genome assembly.
AUGUCUCCAAUUUUUUCUCCAAAAGGUUUCGUGUGUGUCGUUACGUUUGUAGUGAUUGUCGCCUACGCGCUUAUAAAAAUGAGUGAACCACCGAAAUUUCGAAAUGAAAAUAAGCUAACAGACGAAGAACUAUUGGCGAUAUUAGAAACGGAUAUUUACGACCAUUAUUUUAAUGAUUCGAUACUAGAAAAUGGUUCAAGUGAUAUCGAAGAGACUGAUAUAGUGACUGAAACUAAUGAGAUAGAUGAUGUUUUGCAAGUUAGUGAUAGUGAGAAUGAUUUGGCAGAUUCUUCAGCUGUAGUUGGCCAAUCAAUAACUUAUACAGAAAAUCCAACUUAUACUUCUAAAGAUGGUAGUGUGUGGGCAAAAGUUCCACUUACUGCGAGGACAAAGAGAAGAAAAUGUAAUAUACAAACUAGUCCAACAGGCAAAGAAGGAAACAAACCAGAGAAAGGUCAAGGUCAAAGGGUAGUGUUAGACCUGUUCCACAUAGAAAAAGAGCACAUAGGGUGGACAGAGCCGAUUUUCCACCCUGUGUUCAAUGAAAACGGCACCAAGGUUUUAGUACGUCUUCCAGUGAAAGAUGGCGAUAAUGGCCAUUAUAUGCACGUCUGUGAGAUCCACAACAAUAAAGUCAGGCCUCUCACUCAUGGAGCCUUCGAACUCACCAGGAUUUUAGCUUGGGAGGAGGAAUAUCAGAACAUAUAUGCAAUAGGAACAAUAGAAAACUCUCCCGGAAUGCGGCAUCUGAUAAAAAUAAUGGACAGCAAAAGUCCUCCCGAGUGGGAGUGUCUGACCUGCAGACCGGAAAUCGAUGUAAAUUCUACUUUUCCGGAAAACUUAAAUGAAACUGUGAUAAGUCAUAGUCUUUGGCUGGACUACCCUUGCGAUUACAAUAACGUAAUCUUUAGCAAAAAUUACAAGUACUACAUCCAAGAAUGUCUUGGACCGGAAAUACCUAUAGUUUUGUUAGUGAAGACUUCUACGAAUGCCAGAAGAGCUAUUUUGGAUACUAGUUUUAAGCUUAGGAGAAAAGUAAGAAAAUUUUCACCGCCGCAAGUGAAAACAAUAUCUGUAGAGAUAGAAUACGGUUUCAAAGCACAAGUGAGGUUAUUUCUUCCAGGCGUUUUAAGAGAAUAUGAAGAAACAACCUUCCCACUUAUACUUCUAGUUGAUGCCGCUCCGUCUUCCCAAGCCGUUUCUUCCAAAUGGGAGCUGUCAUGGCCAUGGUACCUCUCAAGUACUAGGAAUUAUAUUGUAGCACAAAUUGACGCAAGAGGGUCAGGAUUCCAGGUAUGGAAUUUAACUUGCCAUAAAUUCAAGCGUUUUUCAUUUUCCAGGUUCGUCAAGUUACUAUUAACCUUAUAA